This is a messenger RNA of Loa loa (African eye worm), 474 nucleotides long. RefSeq lists its product as hypothetical. The record is from RefSeq and is a predicted model, not a curated record. The coding region runs from base 1 to 474 and encodes 157 amino acids. The transcript has 2 exons. NCBI's taxonomy places the organism in Eukaryota, Metazoa, Nematoda, Chromadorea, Rhabditida, Onchocercidae. Gene Ontology annotation, molecular function: protein dimerization activity.
AUGCGAUUGCUCAUUUCAUCACCAUCCUCAUCAAGUGCUUCAUCCGGUUCAGAAUCCGAUAAUAGUACACAAAUUCGUAUUGGUCGAAUUAAAAAGGCAUCAAAUGAGCAACGUCAACGAUAUCAACUGAUGAAUAGAUUACGAACAAUGGUACCAAAUGCUCGAAGUGCUACAACACAACUUGAGCUAUUACAAUAUAUCAUUGAUUAUAUCUCCGAUUUACAGCAAAUUGUUGAUGAUGAUGAUGAUGAUAAUGAUAAUGAUGGUGAUAUUAAUGAUAGAAGGAUAUCAACUGUUGUACCAUUUAAACAAAAUCCAACAAUUACUGAUUUAUCGCUUUUGUUUGCUAAGAUUAGCACUACAACCAAUAUCACAUCGAUCAGUUCAAUGAAAUAUUCCGCCAGACAUGAAUUCUAUCAGAAACAAAGUAAUCAACAUAUUCAAAUUUCAAAAUCUGAUUGUGAAUCACAAUAA